AUGCGGCCACAGGCGCGAAAUCGCGCCACUUGCGACGCUGGGCGCGUCUGCGCCGCAGAAAGAAAACGCGAGACCGCGCUUUGCACCUUGCGCGCGCCGAUUCGGCGAGGGACCCAUUUGUGCAAGGCACUGGCCAGCAAGGGCACGGGCCAGGGACCUGCAUGCGCCAGGCACCCCUGCACAUUGGCGAACGUGACGAGCAAGCGCCCGCCAGUGACGAGGGAGGCGCUGGCCAGCAAGGGCACGGGCCUGGGGUUUGGCAGCAAGGAUUCCAGGAAGGCGCAGCAGGAGCGAAGCUGGAAUAAGCGCACGAAAGACUCCAAGAUAGGAUUCAGGUGCGGCCACCCUGCAGAGGCGCCGGGGUGCCUGUCCUUCGGCGCGGGGGAAGAGCUCGAGGUGCUCCUCUGGAGCAAGGCCGGCUGGUGGUGGGGCUGCCACCGCGGCGAGCCGUUCCGCGCAGGCUGGAUGCCAUCCACCUUCCUGAAGCCAGCCCCUCCGCACGAGCAGCCCAACGCCGGUAACGGCGCCAGCGCCGCCGACGGAUCUACGUCCGCAGCGCCGCCCGCUGCGCUUGCGACGACGGAGAUAGCACCGGAGGCACCAGCUGAAUCUUGUCAGCUGGCCGAGGCCAGUGACGCCGACGAUGGCCAAGCGGAACAGGAGGCCACGGAGGACUGGCCGCCGAUCCCAGCCGCCAGGCAGGCGCCGCAGCUCCCACCGCUGCCGCCCGGGCCGCCUCCAUCUCAAGAAGCGCCCGUGUGGCCGCCGCUGCCGCCCGGGCCGCCGCCACCGCCGGGGGCUGGCACUUCUGCGCCGGAGCUGCAGGAGGCAAUUAACGGGGAGUACGACAACACCCUCUUCUUGUCCAAAGGGAAAGCAGAGGGCCCUUCUUCGCUGCGGAGCUACCACAGGGACACGGCGCAGCUGCACCACUAUUUCAAUUACGACAGCUGGGCGCAGGAACAAACCAGGAAGUCCCAGAGCAGUUCUGCCAGUUCCGCUGCGGCGAGGCCCACCGGAGACGGGGGGCAGAAGCCGGCCCGGGGCGCUCCGGGCAGGAAGCGCCCGAGGCAGGGCGGGUGACCCGCGAGGCCGCCCGGGGCCGCGCCCCACAAGCGCCCGGAGGCCCGAUGCUCCGAGCAGGAAUCGCGGCGGCACCGUGUUCGGCCUGCGGGGGCCCUCGACGGCCUCCGGGGGCCCUCGACGGGCCCCAGGACCAUCAAGAGGAACGAGU
Prorocentrum cordatum is the source of this 1234-nucleotide messenger RNA. Lineage: Eukaryota; Dinophyceae; Prorocentrales; Prorocentraceae. The record is from the annotation of a GenBank genome assembly.